This is a messenger RNA of Enterobius vermicularis (human pinworm), 2082 nucleotides long. Lineage: Eukaryota; Metazoa; Nematoda; Chromadorea; Rhabditida; Oxyuridae. The record is from the annotation of a GenBank genome assembly.
AUGCAAAACGGCAAAACACUUUUUUUCAAAAUUUCUUUACACCUGACCACCAAAUUCCAAUAUCUACAUUUGCAGAAGUUCUGCGGUAUAAAGUUUAUCUUAGAAAAUUAUUUUUCCGGCUUUUUCAGGUUUUACAAGUUGCCGUUCUUUCAGUACCGCUUAACAGUAUUUGUAGUACUCCUUGGCCUAACUUAUAUGUCGUCGGGAUUCCUGAUAGGAUUACUGUGGGGCUUGUACAUAUCGGUGGUAUCGUUUUUGUUUUUCUUCGUCUCUGAGCCUUUUCCAAAAGCUACUGAACGUCCGUUCCCUGAUCCAUCUGUUUCGGAAGAAAGCCACGCUUGUGGAACAACUGUUUAUAAGAAUCAAGGAAAAUUUUUUUUCAAGGGGUGGAUGAAUGAGCUUCGUGGUCGAUACGAUUCGGCCACUUAUCACGUUAAUAGCACGCAGACAGUACUGGUAAGACUACACGGCAACAUCUUGCGUAUAAGUCGUCCUGAACGGGCGGUUUUAAAGCAUACGUUCCAUGUUGAUCCCACUCUGACUGAACCAGAGCCUACUAUAGUUGGUCACAGCAUCUAUGACUUGACUGGAGCAAAGGUCUCUUUGAGACCGAAACGUUUGGCUGCUCGACGUUGGUGGAGUCGCAAGUAUCCAAUACAUAUUCGUCUUCCCUCUACCAGAAGUGAACUUUCAACGAUCGACUCUGUAAUGCAUCGUUCCCAUUCAUUUCAGCAAGGGAAUAGGUUUGCAGACCCUUCGCUUGGAAAAAUGGUUUUUUACGAUUCAAUGAAAGAAGACGGCAACGUGUCUGACUUUACAGGCUCAGCCCAGUUUAUCAAAGACAAUCGUUCAAAUUCAACUGGCGAUUUGGGAGAUUUUUCUGAAACUACAGAAUUUAAACGACAUAGCAAGACUAAAUCAUGUGGGACCAGCUUAUUUUUAUUCGUUCGCAGUGCUCGUGAGAAAGAACGUUGGUUUCACAGGUUUGUAUUUUCAAUUUAUAGGCUUUACAAAACUUGCAUUUUUUUUACAGGUAUAUCGUUUUUUGCAGGUUACGCGAAGCCUCCAAAUUUUGUUCAUCUAAUGCUCUUCUACUUCUUAUGUUUCGAAUUAUCAAUUUUUUGUAGGGCUAUGUCUGAGGUUUUGCCGGAUGUACAUCAUGAUAGGGAAACGAAGGAUUUUGAAAAUGUGGUUUGUAUGGAUUUAGGGAGACUGAAAUGGCAUAAAGGUACUCCUGCUGGCAAAGAGUUAGUGUUAACUGCCAACCCUGUUUUCAGGAUUUUUUUCGAUUUCUGUCGUGAUACCUAUUGGUGUAACCAGGUCAAAAACAAAAUCCAAUCGAAGCUUGCAACUAUUCACCUACCAUAUUUUAUCGAAACAUUGGAAUUGUCGAAUCUUGAUCUUGGUAACGUUACACCUGAAAUUGCUUCUGUGUAUUCUCCGUCUCUGGAUGAGUGGGGUUUAUGGGUUGAUUUUGAACUGAAGUAUCAUGGUCGAAUACAUCUUGUACUAGAAACGCGAGUAAAUCUCAUGAAGUUGAGGGAUGGAUUUCAACGUGUUGACACAAGCAAACUGACCAGUUCUAUUCGUGUCCACCAUUAUUCUGACGAAGAUUUACCUGAAUCACCAGAAAGUAGCCCCGAUGAAGACUUUGGGGCUGCUCCACCAGCGAAGGAACGAACAGGGAAAAAAAUUCUUUCGAUAGUUGAUAAAAUAGCUAGUAGCAAAUAUUUUCAGGGAGCUUCUCAGUUGAAACCUGUUAAAAAAAUGAUGGAAGGAAUUUCUUCGACACGACUCAUGCUUAACGUUUACGUAACUUGUGUUGAAGGUACAAUGACCCUCAAUUUGCCUCCACCGCCGUCUGAUCGCCUCUGGUAUGCUUUUCGACACCCACCAACAUUGUCCAUACGUGCUGUGCCGCAAUUUGGUGACAGAUCAGUUGACUUGUCUACCAUUUCCGACUGGAUAGAAAGCAAAUUACGCUUAUUGAUUGAGAAGUUUCUUGUUUGUCCAAAUAUGGAUGAUAUUAUUGUGCCGGUGAUGAGUGGGAAUCGAUUGCUUAAGAGCGGUUACAACCAGUGA